Molecule: messenger RNA, 563 nt
Organism: Cylicocyclus nassatus
Lineage: Eukaryota; Metazoa; Nematoda; Chromadorea; Rhabditida; Strongylidae
Source: the annotation of a GenBank genome assembly
AUGAAGUUUUACUUAUUGCUCUGCGCUCUCCUCGGUUAUGCAAGCGCCAUCGAAUUAUUCGGAAGAGAUCAAUCAUCAGCGGUCAAAGGCCGAUUGGUUUGUGACGGUAGGCCAGCAGCAGGUGUCAAGGUGAAGCUGUGGGAUGUUGAUCGAACUGACGCGGAUGAUCUCAUGGACGAAAAGGUAUCAGACAGGAAUGGUGAAUUUCACUUGGCUGGCUGGACAAAGGAAUAUACCACCAUUGACCCUAAGCUCAGCAUCUACCACGAUUGUAACGAUGGCUUGAAGCCCUGCCAAAGAAAAUUCUCUAUUCUCAUCCCUGACAGCUAUGUAAGCCAUGGAAAAACACCAAAGAAGGUAUAUGACGCAGGAACUAUCCAGCUUUCUGGCUCAUUCCCUGGUGAAAGCAGAGACUGCAUCAACUAGAAAUACACAUAGUCAUACUAUGAGCUGCUCAGAAUCUCGAUUAUAGCACAAUUAUUGUCGGCCAUUAUCCAUCUCAAAUUUAACUUAUGUACGUUGCAAUAAAAAAGUACAAACUUGUCAUUGCAUAUACAAACAUG